UCCCUGCAAUGACUUGUCUGUGAUUGUAAAAUCUAACUGGCUUAAAGUAAAACACAGAGGUGUUGGGUUUGUUUAAUUCUACGAAUUCUUGCGAGUUUUCUUGCUUUUUAUUUGAUGAAUUUGGGAAUGUAUGAUCUGUAGUUUCUGAAAACAGGGGAAUUAGGGUUUCAUUUUAGUGGGCUUCAAAUCUUUGAUUGGGGUUGCAGACGAAUUGGGCUUGAUUGGACGAUUUCCACCGUUUUUAAAAUUGGAUUUGGUUCUUUUUGUCGAUUUGGGUAAAUUAACCUGUCUACAUUGAAUCUGGGUCAUUAUUUUGCUGGAUUUGCCGCGGGAUUGUGCGUCGUUGAUUACAUUGGCCUAAACUGGUUUUGUGUUGCUGGGUUUGCACUCUCAGGCGUUGAGGCUAAUGUUACGAGCUGUUAGAGUUCUGUAGCUAGUUGUGAGGUUUCAGAAUUUGGCUUUUUGAGAGAAUAAUUGUAGUGUUGUAGUGAAUUAUAGUGGGUUUACCUGGACUUAGGAGAUGGAUGAGGGUUCCUCUUUCCAAUCAUCAUCACAACGCAGUUCAAGUUUUUCCUCAGGCAGCAGCAGCAAUGGUGAUGCCGGAAACUUUGAGUGCAAUAUUUGUCUUGAAUUGGCACAGGAUCCAAUUGUAACGAUGUGUGGUCACCUUUUCUGUUGGCCUUGUCUGUACAAGUGGCUUUAUGGACAUUCAAAAUGCCAAGAGUGUCCUGUUUGUAAGGCUUUGGUGGAAGAGAGCAAGAUUGUUCCCUUGUACGGACGAGGAAAAGUAGGUGCCCCAGAUCCAAGAUCAAAAACUACGCCUGGUGUAAAUAUUCCCAACAGGCCUGCUGGUCACCGCCCAGAAACAGCUCCUUCUCCAGGCCCUAAUCAAUACCAACAUCAGCCAUUUGGCUUUAUGGGGGGUGCUCCUGCACCAAUGGCAGCACCUCGGUUUGGGAAUUUUACAUUCUCUGCAGGCUUUGGCUUAUUUCCAUCUCUCUUUGGCUUCCAAAUGCAUGGUUUUCCAGAGGGUGUUGGGUAUGGUGCAGCUCCUGGGUUUCAGUAUGGAUUUUCCAAUCCAUUCCAUCAUGGUCACCCCCAUGGAUUUCAGCAGCAUCAUAUGACUCGAGAACAAGAGCAGGAAGCCAUGCUGUCAAAACUUCUGCUACUCGUUGGAGCUUGUGUCCUUGGCUUUUUAAUUUUCUUCUAGAUGUGCAAUAGUAUAUUUAAUAACUGAAUGAACUUCGCUCACAUUAAUUGCCAGUUUUCUGAUUGUAAAAUUGAAGCAGAGAUCAAAUACUCUAUAGAACAUGCAAAUAUUGCUCAGAUACAACCAAAUCCUUGAGAUCAAUAAAAGCAGUUGGGUAAGUGUUGCCGUGCUCCAGUUAACUACAUUUUGAUACUUGUCUGGAGAACCAGUAGAUGCUUGAUGCUUUCCUGAUGCGAUUGAUAUGACAUUUGUGAUGUAUUGUUUGGAGAUUUAUUUUCAGGCAUUGAUCCUGGAAUUGUAGUGUGAUCAGAGUAUCCAGUCACUAAUAACUAGUGGUAUGUGUUUCCUUAUUUUUUAUUUCAACUGAGCUUAGUUCCAUCUUUUUCUUGUA
Cryptomeria japonica (Japanese cedar) is the source of this 1601-nucleotide messenger RNA. RefSeq lists its product as uncharacterized. Gene Ontology annotation, molecular function: ubiquitin protein ligase activity; ubiquitin-like protein conjugating enzyme binding. The transcript has 3 exons. The coding region runs from base 521 to 1210 and encodes 229 amino acids. Gene Ontology annotation, cellular component: endoplasmic reticulum. The record is from RefSeq and is a predicted model, not a curated record. Gene Ontology annotation, biological process: ubiquitin-dependent protein catabolic process. Lineage: Eukaryota; Viridiplantae; Streptophyta; Pinopsida; Cupressales; Cupressaceae.